This is a messenger RNA of Daphnia pulicaria, 1747 nucleotides long. RefSeq names its product transmembrane protein 68-like. The coding region runs from base 451 to 1407 and encodes 318 amino acids. NCBI's taxonomy places the organism in Eukaryota, Metazoa, Arthropoda, Branchiopoda, Diplostraca, Daphniidae. Gene Ontology annotation, molecular function: acyltransferase activity. The record is from RefSeq and is a predicted model, not a curated record. The transcript is spliced from 6 exons. Gene Ontology annotation, cellular component: membrane.
AGUAGUUGUCUGCUAGAUUUUAGUUCCGUUUCGUGAAAGUAAACUUGUAAAAGUAGGCUAAAUGUGUCAAAUUUUGUGUGUGUAAAUAGAACUAGAUAACAUUACGUCUGUAUGUUUAACUUGGAAUGUUUACGUGUAAGUUGCUAGUAUGAAAUUGUUUUAUUGGAAAAUUGUGUGAAUCCCCUUAUUGAAUUAACGGUGCUGGUUUUCAUCUUGGAGGCUACGCGCAAACGCACGAUAUUAUUCAAUAGGCAUUGAUCUUUGACCCGACAUGUAUAUAUCAUUGCAUUCGUAUGGCCCAAUUUAGGUUAUGUUAUGUGACAUACAAAAACUGUUCUUUAUCAAUUUAACAUAAAUAAUUGAUGCUACAGUUGUAUAAGCUUUUUUUGCUCUUGCCGGCAAGUGGAUUAUUAACAAAAGUUGAUUGCUAUAGCCAUUGCUAAAUCAAUCAUGUCUUACAACACACUAGAGUAUCUAACUCAAUAUCUGAAUCUCACUGAGUUAUUGGGGGCUUCGAUAGAUAUCUACUAUUCCUCUUGGCUUUCAUGGCUUUUCACACCUUUAAUUGUGGUGUCUCUUCUGCCUGGUAUUAUUAUUAUCAUGCUUUACAUCACUUCUUCCCUUUUGUACAUCUAUAAAUUGCAUAGGCGUAGACUUUUAGAUGCAUAUGAUAAAGACAUAUGGGAUGCAGGAAGAAAAGUUGUUUCAGCUAUAUGGGAUGCAUUAGGCUGGAUUUGGCAUGGAUAUGAGAUUCAUGGGAUUGAAAACAUUCCUGCUGGUGGUGCUCUUCUAGUAUAUUAUCAUGGAGCAGUUCCUAUUGACUUUUACUACAUUUGCAGUCACAUAUUGUUGUAUGAAGGAAGGUUGAUAAAUCCUGUUGGUGAUAGGUUUCUCUUCAAAAUUCCAGGUUGGGGAAGUCUUUUAGAAGCAUUUGGUGUAAUUCCUGGUACUGUGCAGAGCUGUGCCUCUUUGCUACGGAAAGGCAACCUCUUGGCUAUUGCCCCGGGAGGAGUUUAUGAGGCUCAGUUGGGUGAUCAUAACUAUGAACUUCUUUGGAGGCAACGUCUAGGUUUUGCGAAAGUAGCAAUUGAAGCAAAAGUGCCCAUCAUUCCAAUCUUCACACGAAAUAUUCGAGAAGCUUUCCGUUCAUUCAAUAUUUGUCAGUCCUUCUGGCAUUGGUUGUAUCAAAAAACGCAUUUGCCUCUAGUUCCCAUAUACGGAGGAUUUCCAGUGAAGUUGACUACGUUUAUAGGACGUGCCAUUCCAUACGAUGAAUCACACACACCCGAGUCGUUAGUGAAACUGGUAACUCAAAAUAUGAAAGAGAUGAUUGCAAAUCAUCAACCCAAACCAGGAAACAUUCUCAGAGCAAUCACAGAAAGAUUUACUCUUCGUAAGAAUAAUUGAUCGCUUCAAAUGGACAAUUAUUAUAUACCGUAAUACCUAUUUAUUAAUAUAUUGGACCUCUUCCUUUUAAUAAUAGAAAAUGUAGAAAACCUCUUACAAAUUCUUAAGAACUAUACAGAGGAGCACGAAACAAACUUAAUAAUUUGCUUACAGCUUGUUAGCUUGUGGAACACCCUUAAAUUUGUUCGUUAUAAUUCGAACGAUUUUAUGGGCUUCUUCAUAAUGAGGUUCCGUUGCCUUCCGCACACGUUCCCUGUAUGCUCCUAAAAUGGGAAAAUAAAAUAAAUAUGUCAUUGAUUAGUUUCCAAACGAAUAAAAGCAUGAUCACGCAUCCGUUUUA